This is a messenger RNA of Spirodela intermedia, 3045 nucleotides long. The record is from the annotation of a GenBank genome assembly. Lineage: Eukaryota; Viridiplantae; Streptophyta; Magnoliopsida; Alismatales; Araceae.
AUGGGGGGGGAACAUUCCAAGGAGAGGUCGGUCUACGAAAGCGUCCGCAGACGCGACGUCGAGUCGAUCAGAUCUCUCCACAGACAGGGCGCUGGUCUGCAUGUAAUCAUCUUCUUUAUCUCUUCUACUCCAUCUUCUUCACCGGUUUACGCUUUGGAGGAGAGAAAAUCUCAGCCCUUCUUUUCUCUUGGGUUUCUUCACAACCGGUUGUGUGGGUGCAGUGGAGGAGCUUCUCAGGAAAGACGCCGCUGAUCCUCGCCUGCUCUGAAGCCAACCUUCUGCCCGUCGCCAAGGUUCUCCUCGACCUGGGCGCCGACGUGAACGAUUACGACCCAGGUGACUCUCUCUUUCUCUCUCUCUCUACCUCUCUCUCAUUCAUUCCUUCUAGAGCAUGACGCGCUAUUUGGUUUGAUGGCAGAAUAUGGUGUUGGGACCGCUCUACACAGGGCUGCCAAGAGAGGCCUUGAGCAGACCGCCAUCCUACUCCUCUCGCAUGGAGGUAAUAUACUCUUCGUCUGUUUUAUCUCAAUUGGGUGGACUGGGGAGAAGAUUCACCGUACAUCGCUGGACUAUUAGAUCAGAAUCAAGCGCUUGGACGAGCUUCAUCUGAUCAUAGACUGCAAUAAAUUCUCUCUCCCUCAUGCACCUCGGUGCUUUAGAUGGAAAUCGAAUAAACCCACGUCACAGAAGGUUUUUAACUUCCAGAAUUCUCAGACUUCUCUCCUGACGGGUUCUUCAUGAUUGGUCCCCUUUCUCCAGCGAACCCCCUUCUGCCCAACUGCUUUCACCGUAACUCGCUGGACCACGCUCGGGAAGCAGGCCAUACCGGCAUCGUCCGCGCCAUUGAGGUUGAGAGAGAUACUACGCAAAUACACUGUUAUUUUUGUUAAGAAUAUUUCUAUGUUGAUUACGAAGAUGCCUCUACUUUAAUCACAUAGUCAAUUCGGUUUGAGUGGGGUGAUCUAAUAGCUUAAGGAUGGCAUCCUGGCUAAAGAUGGCUCCACUACUAAACAUGUGAGUAAGUAUAAUCCAUGAGUAUGGGGUCAUGAAGUCGUUCCUCAUUCGCUGAUUUCCGAUUUAUUUUCAGUUGAAUGACCCGAUAACUUGGAAGAUUAUCUAAUUUAUUUGGCUUAACGAACUAAUUGAACUAAAGACCUUUGUCUGUGAUUGUGCAUUCAGAGCCACAUCUGCUUCUUCUCUGGCUGGCUUCGGGAGACCUACCAUUUCAGCAACCCACACCAUGUGCUCACCUCCUUGCGAUCACCGAGAAGAACGUAGGGUCGCCGAUUACUCAAGCAAAUAGACCCACACUGAAUUGUCUCGAGUUCUCAUCCCUAAUAUUCUACCCUUUUUUCUUGCCAGAUGGGCUGUCGUCCUACCCAGCGAUCCUAUUCUUCCGAGGAACCUCACCGGGUUGAAGCUCGCUCUGUAUCGCGAUCGGCAGGUGCAUUGCUUCUUUAGUAUUUCUAAGUCAUGAUGAAAUGAAGAUUAAAGGGUCGUUUUUAAAAGGAAUUAUGUGGGUAUAAUUGUCGAAUCAAUUACCAAGUUUGCGUUUCUAAAUACUAUAGAGGAAGGAUUCUAGACUCAUCAUGUCGGUUUCCUCUGAAAGUAACUUGUCACAUACAACAAGGAUUGAAUAAUAUGUUUUUAGCAAUUAGACACAUUUGGAAAUUAUUCGUAUUUGAAUGUUUAUUUUUCGUAAAUUAAUAAAAGUAUAGCUCCCGUACGAUUGUUCCUAAUGCAUUUUAGGAUUGGGAUUUAAUAUAACAUCGCAAUCUGUGAAUAUUUCUAUUAACUGAUUGGUAACCCGACAACCGCUGCUUCCGUAGAGAGUUGCGAUCGUUUUGAAAUUAGGCCACAACUCAUUAAGGGUUUUUUUUUAGCAUUCUGAUGUUUUAAGAUUAUAUUUUAUCACAAAUGGCAUGCAUUCAUUAACAACUAAAAUUAUAGUACUCGGUAGCCUACCCCCCAUGAAGUUGAAAAUUACGAUUUUGUUUUAAACCUCUACCUUUCAGCAUAUUUUAAUCUAACGAGAUGGGUCCUAUCCCUAGAUAUUUAAACCGAAUAGUUUAUGGGACUGAUCAAAACACAACUGCAACUUUAAGAUGAAGUUACAAUCUUUUCAAUAUAUUCUAUUAUGACCUGAUGGGUGUUAUCAUCCGCAUGCAGUCUCCUAGACCAUUCAAAGUCGUCUCCCUCAAGAAGUUUAUCCUCGAGGAACCUGUUUUCAGCUUCCCAGAUCCCGAGCUGGUUCUCAUCGACAAGUAUUCCAGUGAACUCCUUCACCAACGGGCUCUCUUUUCACUAGUGUUUUUGAUGAUCUCGAUUCCUAAUUCUCUAACUUAUGUAUUCUUUCCCCAAAUAGGCAUGGUUCUGAAGCUUCUCUCCGGGGAAGAAGGGGACAAGGAACAGCUGAAGCUCCUCUAUCAUACUUGCAGAGGAGUACUAGAGGUAAUAAUCUCAUGUUUCCAUCGUCCCACAACCCAAUGUUAAGACAGAUUUGGAUAUUCUAUACGCUGAUAUGAGGUUGUUCCCCCCUCGCAGCCUAACAAACCCUCCUUCCAAAGGACGGCGAGGACAACAACAACGGUUCCGCCGUGGCUCCCGGGCGCCGGCCCCGUCGCUCCGGCGGUGGCCGCCAGUGCUCCCUCGUCCUCCCAAGAGGACGCAGAGAUCGCCAUGGCCAUCGUCGCCUCCAUUCAGUCCGCGGUCGAGGAGGGAAUACCUCUGUCCGCCGUCAGCUUUGGCAGCCCGGAAAAUAGGGAAGGCUGCGGAAACGUUCACUACCCGCCAGUGGACUCUUCGCCCGUGGAUGUGAUCCCAACGACCUUCGUCGAGGUCCCUUUGGCGCCGGCGGGAGAGGGGACAAGUGGAUCCGGCUCCUCCUGCGUGAUAUGCGUCGAUGCCCCAGUGGAGGCCGCGUGCGUUCCGUGCGGCCACAUGGCGGGCUGCAUGGCCUGCCUGAACGAGGUCAAGAUGAAGGAAUUCGGCUGUCCCGUCUGCCGCGCCGACAUCGAACGCAUCAUGAAGAUCUACACUGUUUGA